Molecule: messenger RNA, 1202 nt
Organism: Sinocyclocheilus grahami
Lineage: Eukaryota; Metazoa; Chordata; Actinopteri; Cypriniformes; Cyprinidae
Gene: atp6v1c2
Product: ATPase H+ transporting V1 subunit C2
Exons: 12
Coding region: 1-1140 (379 amino acids)
Biological process (GO): proton transmembrane transport
Cellular component (GO): vacuolar proton-transporting V-type ATPase, V1 domain; lysosomal membrane
Molecular function (GO): proton-transporting ATPase activity, rotational mechanism
Source: RefSeq, a predicted model, not a curated record
AUGACGGAGUUCUGGCUGAUUUCGGUUCCUCUGGAUAAAAUCAGCUGUCAGUCUUUAGAGAAACUCAAACGGGUCUCAGCCAAAACCGGUCUGGCCACGAGCUCCAGAAUCCACAUCCCAGAGCUGAAGGUAGGAACGCUGGAUGUGCUGCUGGGGGUCUCUGAUGACUUGUCCAGACUGGACUCCUAUACAGAGGGUGUGAUGCGUCAGACCUCUCAGUGUUUGGGUGAGGUGAUGGAAGAGUUCAGUGGAAAACUCCUGGAGAGCAUGCUGGCCAACGGAGUGGAUUUGGCAACAUAUGUGACCAGUUUUCAAUGGGACAGAGCCAAAUACCCCACUGCACAGCCUCUGAAAACCCUCUCUGACAUCAUCUCCAAACAAGUUUCUCAGGUGGACACCGAGUUGAAAUCCCGCAGGGCAGCUUACAGUCACGUGAAAGCCAGUAUUCAAAGCUUUGAGCGAAAAACUGAGGGAAGCUUGCAGACCUGUGCAUUGACCAAUAUCGUGAAAAAGGAGGACUUGGUUUUGAAUUCAGAGUACCUCACAACACUGCUAGUUGUGGUGCCCAGAAUGGCAUAUGCACUAUGGGAGAAGAUGUAUGAGUCGAUGUCAAAGUUUGUGGUUCCUCGUUCCAGCUGGUUGUUGGUUGAGGAUGCAGAUGCAGGGAUUUUCACAGUAACCCUGUUUAAGAAUGUCAUUGCCGAAUUCAAAACCAAUGCCAAAAAGCACAAGUUUACAGUGCGGGAAUACAACCUGGAUGAAGCAGAGAAGCAAAAGCAGGAGAUAGGCCGUCUCGCUGUGGAUAAGAAGGAACUGUAUAGAACAUUUGUGUGCUGGCUAAAGGUAAAUUUCAGUGAGAUCUUUGUGGCCUGGAUUCACAUUAAGGUCCUCCGUACAUUCGUUGAGUCAGUUCUCAGGUACGGUCUGCCGGUCAGUUUCCAAGCUAUUUUGCUACAACCCACUAAGAAGAGUAAGCAGCUAAGGCAGCAACUCAACUCUUUAUUCAAACACCUCGACCCAGCAGUGGCAACCGGUAAACCAGAUGUGGGGCUUGAUAUCCCAGAUGGAAACACCAACCAGCAGGAAUAUUACUCCUACAUCUGUUAUCCUAUCAAAAUUCAUUUGGUGGAUCCAAAUUAAUGCUAAAUCAUAGAAUAACGUUAUUUGGCAGUCAUUGUUUUGCAUCUUGCAGAUUUAAAUAA